This is a messenger RNA of Ctenopharyngodon idella (grass carp), 1096 nucleotides long. RefSeq lists its product as uncharacterized. The coding region runs from base 87 to 575 and encodes 162 amino acids. The transcript is spliced from 5 exons. The record is from RefSeq and is a predicted model, not a curated record. NCBI's taxonomy places the organism in Eukaryota, Metazoa, Chordata, Actinopteri, Cypriniformes, Xenocyprididae.
UCUUGAGUGGGUGUCAGAUUUCGUAUCGUCACUGUUGCAUGGCAACCGGUCGCCAACAGCUCUGAACCCUCUUUAUUCUGAAUUCAAUGGAAAAGCAAAUGUACCAUAAUGCAGAAAUAUGUCUGCCUCGAAAAAAGAAGGUUUGGGAGUGUUUCCAUUCAAACACCUUCAGGAUCUUUGAUGAAACGGUGCCGGAGCGUCUUGAUCCGCUCCGAGUCUAUCAGAACCAUAAAUAUCCUGAGAGAGACCCGCAGGAGCCUGAGACCCGCAACGUCCCGCAUCCACACCACGGCGGAUUCAUCAGGACUAACGUGAGGUUCCUGAACGAGCCCGUCGCUCACAUGGAGAACAGACAACCUGAACAGUUGAACUGGUGGUCAAACGGUCCUGAAGAGGCUCCAGCUGUGAACGCAGCUUACAGUAACGCCAGCACUCAGAGAAGUGAUUUCCAGCCAAUCAGAGACGCUCCUGUCAGAGUGAGAGAGACCAGCAGACCCGCGGCCAGAGGAAUCAUCCCAGCUCUCACUUCCUUUGACCAAUCAGAAAAACUCCAGGAUUUUCAUAGACCUGAAUGAUAGUCGAAGAUCACAUGACCAGCUCUACCAAGGACAGCGCUGGUGUGGAGAGACGGGGGCCGGCGGGGCCUGGGACAUUCCAGAGCGCAGAGGGGUCGCGUCUGCCCAAACCUGUUGAGCUGCUCUCAGCUGGCCUCGCUUUCCUCUCAGCAGAUGUGGGAGAGAAGAGAGGCCCGUCCCACCAGCACGACCCCAGAGAUCAGCGUUCCCAGAGACGGAGGGGAAUCCCUUUAAUUCGGGUGGGACAGAAAAAUGAACUCGAAGCCUGUCAAGAGCAUAUUUCACCUCAAAAACUUUUUGGGGUGAAAUGUGACCUGGACAUGUUUUUGUGAGAUUCACACAUUAACUGAAGCCUAAGGCAUGAAUAUAUAUCCAGACGAACUGUCCCCCUUUCUGUGAUCCUGCGUCCACCCGUCCGUCCACUCACAGCUGCCGCUCCUUUAGCCUCGGAUCAUGUCAUUAAUAUCUCCAGUUGUUGAUAAUGCAGCUGAAUGUUUAUUUGAAAUAAAGCCUCUAAUGAA